Chiroxiphia lanceolata (lance-tailed manakin) is the source of this 1312-nucleotide messenger RNA. It is a transcript of the gene HRAS, whose product is annotated as HRas proto-oncogene, GTPase. The transcript has 6 exons. Lineage: Eukaryota; Metazoa; Chordata; Aves; Passeriformes; Pipridae. Gene Ontology annotation, cellular component: plasma membrane. Gene Ontology annotation, biological process: Ras protein signal transduction. The record is from RefSeq and is a predicted model, not a curated record. The coding region runs from base 439 to 1008 and encodes 189 amino acids. Gene Ontology annotation, molecular function: GTPase activity; GTP binding; GDP binding.
GGGUUGGGCGUGUGCCGCGGCCGCCGGCGGGGCGCGCUCCCGCUCCGCUCCCCUCCCGCUCCCCCCGCACGCACAUUGUCCGGGCGGCGGCGGCGGCGGCGGCACAGCGCCCCGGCGCCCCGUGCCAAUGCGGGGCGGGCGCGGCACGCCGGGGGCGCCUCCACCACCGCGGUGGAAACUUCCCCUCGCCGCCGGGCCGACGCGCGGCUGAAAGCCCCCGGCGGGGAGGAGCGGAGCGGGGAUUCGCCCGCCUGGGGUGGGGGGGGGGCGCCUCGUCUAGUUUGGUUUUUCCUCCAUUGGAAGGGAAAAAAAGCAAAUAAUACUGUUACCCGGCUUUAAACUUCCGCGCCCCACUCUCCAGGACGCGCAUCCCGCCCGGCGGGGUGGACGAGCCGGUGGUGGUGCUCCUGGAAUUCCUGAGCUGGGGUCAGCUGGAAGAUGACUGAAUACAAGCUGGUGGUGGUGGGAGCAGGUGGUGUUGGGAAAAGUGCUUUGACGAUACAGCUCAUUCAGAACCAUUUUGUUGAUGAGUAUGACCCCACGAUAGAGGAUUCCUACAGAAAGCAAGUAGUCAUUGAUGGAGAGACCUGCUUGUUAGACAUCUUGGACACUGCAGGGCAAGAGGAGUACAGUGCCAUGAGAGACCAGUACAUGAGAACAGGGGAAGGAUUCCUGUGUGUCUUUGCCAUCAACAACACCAAGUCCUUUGAAGAUAUUCACCAGUACAGGGAGCAGAUCAAGAGGGUGAAAGACUCAGAUGAUGUUCCUAUGGUGCUGGUGGGGAAUAAAUGUGACCUGCCAGCUCGGACAGUGGAGACUCGGCAAGCGCAGGACCUGGCCCGGAGUUACGGGAUCCCCUACAUAGAAACGUCUGCCAAAACCAGACAGGGCGUUGAGGAUGCCUUCUACACCUUGGUGCGGGAAAUCCGUCAGCAUAAACUGCGCAAGCUGAAUCCCCCAGAUGAGAGUGGCCCUGGCUGCAUGAACUGUAAAUGUGUGGUAUCGUGACUAUGCUGACUGGACCGUGUCUUGGAGAGGUUCCCACUGUGCAGUGCACAAGGACAGAGGUGAAGCAAAGGAAGAAGCAAACGGAUUCAGAGGAGGAAUAUGGGGGAGGGGGAGAGGAGGAGGAAGAGGACAGGGUGAGCAUGAGCCCUCCAAGGACUAUCUCACACUUCACCCAAGCCUGCGGCAAACAACAUUUUUUCUUUUUUAUCCCCAUCCCCUCAUCCUUUGGCGUCCUCCCACCCCGGCAACUGUACAAAGCCACAGAUUGAAUCACAGUAAAUUAUUAUUUGAUGGUCUCGACAAA